GCCGGCGCGUGGCGCCGCGGCCGUGGCCGCGGCGGCGGCCGCGGGCGGAGUCGCCGCCCGCAGCGGCGGAAAGGACGAAGCGCAGCACUUCGGAUCGCGAGUCACCUGCGAGCGCGGCAAGCUGCGGCCCGGCACUGGCCAGGCAUCGGCGCUGCACCUCCGCUCGGCGCGCGCGGACCUGGAGGCGGCGGUGGUGCAGAGCGCUGCGCAGCGCAGCAGGCGCUCACCGCACUCGGUGCCCGCUCGGUCCAGGCGCUGGGCUGGCCGGGGCGGCGGGGCCCGCGCCUUGUGCGCUCUGCAGCUGAAGGUGGUAGAGGACGAGGAGGGGGAGGAGGCGCAGGUGGAGGUGCCGGCGCUGGCAGUGGGUAGGCACCAGCUCACUUCCUACCAAUUCAAGCAGAGGCGAAGCGUCCUAGCUCGCCUAUAGGCCUGCCAAAGCAUGUUCUAGGAACCUUUUGUGGUCUGCAAGAAAUGUUCGUAGAGCUUUUCUGGCUGAUACCGUCUUGUGUAGGAUUCCCAGUCGCAUGCAUGCACGCUGGAGAGGACGGCCACAGCAUGCUGUGGCCGUCUUCUCUCCCGCGCUGGCCUGGCCUGUCGCCUGUUCCCGACCUCUCGACCCGUGCCCCGCAGCUCGUUCCAUGCGCUCCCGCAUGCGACCUGGCGCGCUCCGUCGCGGAGCUCUUGGCGCGGAAAAGAUGCGCACGCGUGGCACCUGGCAGCCGUUUCUUGCACGCCUUUCGGUCGGACAUAUUCUUCCAUGCAGGACAUCGACCCCGAGGAAGUCGGAGGUUGAUAGACCUCCUACCCUGACACGUCGAUUCAGGAGUUGGCCGUUUUCGGUUCGCGGGAGGGCGGCGCGGCCGUCAUUUUUGCG
Prorocentrum cordatum is the source of this 874-nucleotide messenger RNA. The record is from the annotation of a GenBank genome assembly. NCBI's taxonomy places the organism in Eukaryota, Dinophyceae, Prorocentrales, Prorocentraceae.